AUGCCGGAGGAAGUUGGAGAUGAUACGGGACUGGGACUGGGACUGCGGGACGUGGGAGCCGACGCAAGAGCCGAAAGACGAGCCACAAUAGAGCAUGACGGUACUCUGGUAGUCGAGACAAAGCAGCUUUCAUCGCAAUCGCAACAAUGUCCAACACCACCGCCCACAACCGACCCAACCGACCCAACCGACCCAUUCCCAGCCUUCGAGAUCACUUCAGCCACCCCGACCACAUCACAUUUCGCGCAAGACCCCGACCAACUGGCGAGCGACGACGCUGAGCUAACCACGGCAAACGGGGCAAACGGCCGCUUGUCUUCAUCCGAUGACAUUUCGAGCAACGGCGGUGAACCCUCCCCCUCACCGUCGCCCGACUCUGAGUCCCCAACAGCCGCGAGUGCUGCGCCCCAUCGACCCGUCGAUGUCACGCCCAAACCAAGUACACCGUCUACGGCAAAGAGGCUCGAGACCGUUCGCAAGCUCUCGGCCUCGCAAAUGCAGGCUUUGACCUCCUCGCCCGAGUCGCUACCCAUCGCUAUCGUCCCUCCGCAGCGCAAGCCGAACGGUGCCGAGUACCCCAUGUCUGCUGGCGCCGUCGAAGCAGUUUCUCGCCCUACUAUGGCCGAGCAGUUGCAGGAUGGCACUCGCUCCGCCAUCGCCGACAAGGAGACGCCCAUGCGAGCCGAAGCUGCACUCAAGUCGAGCAAGAACCCGCCCCGUACCGCUGCCGACUUCAAGCGGCCUCCACCGUCAUCGCGAACCCUCUCGACUCCUCCAACCAGCCGCCGACCUCCCUCAGGUCCGCCCGUGACGGCGCCGUAUCCCAGCCGCCGAAAUUCCUUCAACCCCUUGGCACGUCCGACUCCGCUCAACAUCAAUGGGGCACACAGUGUUUCCCCCGCGUCCAUGAAGCCUUCGAUGCCCCCGAAACAAGAACGAUCCGACCCGUCGCCUCCAUCUCCUAUGCUACCUGUAAUACCCCUACCGCCCAUGUCACUUCCCACCCACCUGCAGCUGGAGUUGGCUGGCCAGAGACCAAGCCCUCUGUACAUUCAUCAUCCUCAAGCUGCCGAUAUACCUUACGAAUCCAGCGCCGUCAAGUUCGAACGGCUCUUAAACGCUCUGCUUUUGCCGCCAUAUCUGGAGCAGAUUCUUCAUUUCGGCACAUUGGCGUGUUUGGACGCCUGGCUCUACACAUUCACCAUACUACCAAUGCGUUUCCUCAUUGCGCUUGGCGUCCUUGUAAAGUGGUGGGCGUAUCUUGUGUGGAAAGAAGUCCGGUGGAUGGUUGGCUUCGUCUGGCAAGGCACAUGGCGUUUGUGGGGGAGAGCAAGGGGAGGCCGGACAGCGUCACUGAACAGAGCCGACGGCAGUGAAAUAGCCAGCGAGCCCGAGAGAAGCCGGAGCCGGGUUGAAGAGAAUGGCUUUAGCGUCCAGCAGAACGGCUCAACGAGGUCCCGCAACGUCUCUGACGCCGUUGGCUCCCCGUUCCUGGAAAAGCCACGGUUGAAUGGCAAUGGAGUUCUCCACCCGCCAAAGCACUCCAUGUCUAGGCCAGGCAAUUUUCGACAUCGUAGGACGAAGUCGGUGCCUUCUAAUUUGACGUCUUAUCACAAGGCCGAUCUCCUGCAGGGCGCCGUUCUCAUUUUCAGCUCUAUGGCAUUGAUGAAUCUCGAUGCUAGCAAGAUGUAUCACUUCAUCCGGGCGCAGUCCUCGAUGAAGCUCUACGUCAUCUAUAAUAUCCUCGAGGUUGGUGACCGGCUUCUUUCCGCCAUAGGACAAGACAUCCUGGAAUGCCUCUUCAGUUCCGAGACUCUCUCAAGAAACAGCUCAGGGAGGUCCAAACUUCUCCUGCCCUUUGGCAUGUUCGUGCUCGCAUUGAUAUACAAUGUGACCCAUACCUGGUGUCUAUUCUACCAAGUAAUCACACUGAACGUGGCGGUCAACUCGUACUCCAACUCUCUUCUAACCCUCCUGAUAUCGAACCAGUUCGUCGAGAUCAAAGGGAGCGUCUUCAAGAAAAUCGAGAAGGAGAACCUAUUCCAACUCACCUGUUCAGACGUGGUCGAACGCUUCCAGCUCUGGAUCAUCUUGCUGAUUAUUGGGAUGCGCAAUGUGGUCGAGGUCGGCGGUCUCUCAGUUCCAGGGGCAGGAGGCGAGUUGAACGGCGAUACUUCAAAGACUGGUCCGCUACACACCAACUCAAUCCUCCCGGCCAGUUUUACCGUAUUACCAGCAUGGCUUAAGUCGGGCGAGGUGCUCUCACCAUUUCUCGUCGUCAUUGGCAUCGAGAUGCUGGUCGACUGGAUCAAGCAUGCGUAUAUCAACAAGUUCAAUAAUGUCAAGCCCACCAUCUACAGUAGGAUGCUGGACAUUCUAUGCAAAGACUACUAUACCAAUGCGUUUUCUGCACCGUCCUUGACUCGGCGGCUUGGCCUUCCGUUGCUGCCUCUGUCUAGCCUGUUCAUCCGUGCGUCGAUACAGGUGUACCACAUGUUUCUCGCCACCCAUGUUCAUCCCCCCAUUCCUACCUCGACCACCGAACUUGCUGUCGAGUCUUCUACACCGUCGUCACCUGCCAUGGUGGCCGCCCUUGAGCAUCUUGAUACUCUCAUACGUAACGCCCUUGGUCGUGCAGUCUAUGGAUACCCGCAAGGGUCGUCGCAUGCCAGGCCUUUCUGGGCCUUUUCUUCCGAUGACGCGAUUGCACUCCUUACCAUGGUUGUAUUUUUCUUCCUAGCAUGGGUCGUUCUGCUUAUUGUGAAGCUCCUCCUUGGCAUGCUACUAUUGCGUUAUUCUCAGAGGCGCUACGCAGUGAUGAAGUUCAAGGAGCAUGCUGUGGCAACGGGCAAGGCCGAGCGAGAUAACUUCUCUCAGGCAGGGCAGCGCAUUGGUCCGUGGGGCGCCACGGAGAUCGGUGAUGAUCGACGAAGGUGGGUGUACGAGGACGACCCAGAGGGGCUGAAGAGGAUGCGUGAGCGUGAGAGGAAGACGCAGGAAAAACUCAGGGAUCCAGGGGAUGAUGGACUGGCCAAGGUCAAGAUGGAUAACAACACCACAACCAGCCGCAAGGCCCCACCCAAGGCCGGAGACAACAGCAAGAAAGCACAGGGUGGGGGCAAUGCAGAGGCGCCCCGACGACGAGUCCACUUCGAGAUCCCGGACGUGGGUAAGGCCACCUACACUGAAUGGCCUAUUGUACGUAACAGGCUGGAGAGGGAGGCCGGCAAGCUGGAUGCGAAAUACAAGGCUUGGCAGGGGAAGAAAUAG
This is a messenger RNA of Anthostomella pinea, 3270 nucleotides long. NCBI's taxonomy places the organism in Eukaryota, Fungi, Ascomycota, Sordariomycetes, Xylariales, Xylariaceae. The record is from the annotation of a GenBank genome assembly.